Messenger RNA from Vespula vulgaris, 5640 nucleotides. Its product is annotated as INO80 complex subunit D. Gene Ontology annotation, cellular component: nucleus. The coding region runs from base 1609 to 3126 and encodes 505 amino acids. The record is from RefSeq and is a predicted model, not a curated record. NCBI's taxonomy places the organism in Eukaryota, Metazoa, Arthropoda, Insecta, Hymenoptera, Vespidae. The transcript is spliced from 2 exons.
AUCCUAAUAGAAGAUACCAACGUAAGGAAGAUUGUUCUAACUUUUUGACUAUUAUUUAAUACAAAAUUGAUAUAUAUCAGGCAAAAAAAGAGAAGAAUGAAUGAUUAAUUUUAAUAAUAAGAGAGAAUAUUUGAUUGUUAGGUUAUGUCGAACUAAGAAACAAUGUAGUAAACAUUCUUCUAGUUUCUCGAGUGAGAAAUGAAUUAUCCUAUAUUCAUUUUGUUAUACCACGAAUCUAAAACGAGUUGAUUAUUAGGCAUAGACAAAGGACGUUCAUACGUCGAAUCUACGCCAAUAUCAUCGCGAUUUCAUGGAUUAUUCGCAACAAAGAUUGUUCGUGUGUGCAAUGAUCGCCAUUUUGCUUCUCUCACAUCUGACAUGUCUUUCUAAUGUUAUUAUCGAUGAAUACCGUAAUUCGUGCGUGAAAAUCUUAAAUUUCCUUGAAGUGUAUCUUUUAAGAAAAGGUCAAGUUAUUUCUGAUUGGACAAUAGUCACCAUUAUUAUUUGGAAUAAUCUCUUGUUGUUCCAAUUUCGAUUAAACUACGUUAAACCCCGAGCUAAGCAACCACUAGAUAAAGGCAAUUUUAUGUGCGUAAUCAUAGAUAUUUUACUCUUGUUACAAAGUUUUUAAUAUGUAACAGAGAAAUGAUUAAAUGAAUUUUUAAUGUUACGUCGUUGAUAAAUUUGUUCGCAAUAUUUUCUAUGGUGUCUCGUUGUCAAUGCAAGGGGUGAACAUAACCAAAUAUUGUUGACCUCCAACGUUGUGUGUGCUCAUGUCAUCGCUGAAAAAAGAACACUUCUUAAUAUGAUUUUAACUUGUCAGAUAUUAUUGAUACUUCCUUCAGCAAUAUUUUAUAUCUUAAUGCACCAUAUAUUGCAGUUGAUUAAAGAUGCAUAGGAUUUGUUAGCUAUAAACUGCUAUGUAAGAAAAGGAUUGUUUUUACUUUCAUAUAGAUAUGUACUAUAGUCUCAUGCUUGUUGCUUAAAUUGAGUCUAUGUAAACACUAUGUACAUUCAAAUUUAAAUCCAAAUACAAUAACAGUAUAGUUUGAAAAUUCUUAAACGUUUAUCCAUAAGAUAUUAAACAUAUUUUCAAAGAACUUGUUAUGAGUAUUAGUAAAGUAAUAUACAUAUUAUCGGGGAUCUAUACACAGAUUUUGAAAUCAUAUAAUUUGGAUGUAGUUUGAAUGUAUUAAUAUGCAUACCAUGACGAUUUUAUAUGUAUCCAUAUAUAUAUAUAUAUAUAUAUGUAAAGUUUAAAUAGACGAUUAAGUACAUAGCAAAAUAUUUAGCAAUUAAGUAAUAUUACAUAUUAUUUUGUAAUAUAUGAGAUUUUUUACUCAAGUUUCUUUCUGCGUACAUAUUGUUUUAGUGCAAAUGUAUAAGGCUUUAAGGCCUAAGUGUAAAAAAAAUCUAUAACUGUGAUGUAAUUUAAAUGAAUUUAUUUUUAAUUUUUAUAUUUUCAGUAUUAUUUACAUAAUAAAAAGUGUAUAUAAGUGUUAGUUUUGGUAUAUCGCAUAAACUAAGUUUUAUCUAGAUAAGAAGAAUUUUGAUGUGUGGAAUAUUUGAGAAUGCAGAUAGAAUGGGCUGGAAUAAGAGUGGCAAUCAAUGAAGGUCCCUACGUCUGGAAACUCAAACAUGGACAAUAAAUUGAAGUUUUCAGAUCGCUUGAAGGCUUUAUUGAAAACUGAGGCUCACCAAGAUGUUGAUCCAUAUAUUUUUAGUGAACCAGAACCAUUUACUACAGCAGCAGGAAGAAACUGUACAGUAGUUCCGACUAAAAGUUCUAAAGUGAUGCAAAAUUGUAAAAAAAGUAAAGGCAAAUGUAUAAAAGAAAGGACAAAACUAACUCCUGUGCCAAGUGCAGGAUAUAGAACUGUUACAGAUAGAAGAACAGACUUGGAUGUGGAAUAUGGUGGUGGGAGAAGCAUAGAUCAAAAAUAUUCUAAUAUAGUUCAAAAUAAACGACGUCACUUAGAGAAUUUGCAACGACUCAGGUCAAGGAGACAAAAUCGGGACCAUACGUUGCUAUAUUAUCCGAAAGCGGGAGCCGAAAUAUCAGAUAGUGAGUCAAGUGGAGACGAGAUGACAGUUUAUCAACGCCAUUGGUUUUCAGGAGAUACAAGUACAGAAUUAAAUCGAUCUGCAAGAUUAUCUCAACUAAGAUCUCAGUUACGGCGACGUUUGAUUCAGUUAAAUAGAAGUGACUCAGACUCAGAAGUUCUUUUACGUGAACGUGCAAGGUGUUUAUUAGAAGCCGCUUACAAGGACCCAGCAUCUACAGCUAGAGCUUUAAGUGGUUCACCAGGAACUAGUAAGAUAAUAGAUGGGCCACUUCUAGUAGGAGGACAAUGUGGUGCUGAAGGAUGUCAACAAAUUUCUUUACCUUGUACGCGUCAUUGUUCUCGACAUAUUAUGUUAAAUGGAGAUCAACUUUUAUUUGAACAUUGCACUGCCAAAUUUAGUGACAACACACAGUGUUGCAUUCCUGUGUUUGAUGUUGCACAUGAAUUACCACUUUGUCCAGAGCAUGCUAGAAAAAGGGAUAAUUAUAAUCGUAAGGCUCAAGAGUCUAAACCAAAGAAAGCACGGAAAAAACCAGCAUCUCCUACCAUCCCAAGGCCUAAGCCAAAAUCCAGGCCAAAGAAAAGAAAGCGACCUCCUGCAAAUAAAUUAGAGACCAAAGGUACUUUAGCACAAGAAGAGAGUCAUUAUAUGGGCCAAAUGAACUCUAGUGAAAGUCACAUUAAGACAUUGAAUAAUAUGAGUGUAACACAAGGAAGCUCAAACUCUUCGAAUUUAAACUUAGGGUUGGGAUUAAGUUCUCUUGGACUAGGAGGAGGUCUAAAAGUCGAGUUAAGUGAUCAUGAAGUAUUUGCUUCUCUGGAUCCAACAGAACAUGACUUUGGAAAUGUACUCAACAAUUUACCUGCAGAUGCGUUUAAUGAUUUAUUUAUUGAAAGUAGAAAUGGUGAAUAUGAACCAUCAAGAGAGGAGGAAGAAGAAUUGGAACGAGCUUUAGAAGCAGUGGACAAAGAUGUUCGUAAUUUAGAAAGAAUGGGACAAACGCAUGGACUUUUAGAGCCAGCUUUACUUGCUCAACUUAUGUCAGACAUAGCUUCGUAGCCCCACCUACAUUAACACUAUAAUAAUCAGAAAAUAAAUUCGCGUGUGUUCCUUAUGAUGUAGAAAAAAGAUACUGUUUUGUGUGUCUGUGCUGCUACAUGUAAACUUGUGUCACUGACUUGUUACUACACAGUUGCACAUGUUGAAGACAUUGGCAGGGAUUGAUAUGCAUAUAUAGAAUGUGAACAAGAAAAAUAGUAAACUUAUCAAUUUAGGAUGAUGGACACUAGGUAACACAUGGCUAGAUUUAAUGUCAUGUAUGACAUACAGCUUGUAAAUGUUUAAGAAUUCCAUUUUUUCCAAUUAAUAGCUAAUUAAGAAAACUGUUCAUAGUUUAAAGUUGUAGUGUAUAUUUACAGCUUACUAUGAACAUACCAACAAAUUUUAGUUAACGAAGAUUUAUUUAGUAAUACAUUUCAUUACAUUAAUUUUUCAAAAUAUGGGCAAUGAAGAUGCAAAAAGUUAUAUUACACAAAUAUAAUUGACACAUUCAGCAUUCAGGAUAUCAACAUUCAGAAUAUUGCAAAAAUAUCAAGGUAUAUAUUCUCUUUUAUAUAUAUGUCACACAUUUAGAAUUUUAUUAUAAUUAGACAUUGUGUAUUAAUAGAGCUAUUUCAUGAUCAUCUAUUUUUCUCUUUCUAUUUGUUACAUUUUACUUAAUUGCUUCAUCUAUAUAUUAUUUUUAUCUUCUCAUAGUUACAAAAACUAAAUUUACUCGAUUUACUUUACUAUCCUAAAUGAUUAAAAAAGACAAAAUGUGUCCAAUAUAUAAAAUUAUAUCACAUUUGAUAUAGAUUAAGCAAAUAAAUGCAAAUAAGUGCAUUAUAAUUGAUUUGGAAAAGUGUCACUAAUCUUUUUGUUUUUUUUACUUCAUGCAUUAUGAUUGAUUUGAAAAAUUUCAACAUUUUUUUUUGUUUUUAUGAAUUCCUUGUAGUGUGUGCGUGUGUAUAUAUAUAUGUAUGUAUAUAUAUAUGUAUAUAUAUAUAUAUAUAUAUAUAUAUAUAUAUAUAUAAACUUAAAAAGAUCUAGAUAUAAUGUCAUCACCAUAUUAAAAAAUGAUAUUUAUGUAAAAUAUCUAAAAAAAACUUUUUAUGAAAUUUUGGGAUAGUAUAUUUGCAUUUCUAUUCUAAUUACACCAUGAAUUAUUAUAUGUUGAUGAUCUUAAUCUCUAAAUCAUUUGCAUUUUUUAUUUAUAGUAGUUUCAGUUAUUAAAUAACAAAUUAUUAAUGACAAAUCUCAGAUCUUUUCCAACUUUUCAUAACUGAUCAAGCAAUGUUAUAAUAUAUCCAAAAAGUGAUCUCUUGGUUAACAUAUGAACAGAACCAUUUUUUUUUAAAUUAUAUCUCAUUAAACAUCUUGUGCAUAAAAUAAAGUUUUACAGGGAUAUGACUGAAUUUAUAUAAAAAUACAUAUGUGUUGUAUAUCUCUGAACGAUUACUAUUUUUUUUUCUUUUUUUUUCCAUUAGUUCUGUGUUGUAAUAAUUCAUUGAAGUAAUCGUGAAUAUUAAUAAUACAUACACAUAAUGAUCAAUACCGUUAUUUUAUCCAUUUUGUAAUAUAUUCAUGUAGACAAAUAUUCAGUGAUAAGUAGCUGUAAGAAAUGAGUAAAAAACCGAAGAUGAUCUGAAAGAGUUUCAUUUUUAAUACCGUUCAUUAAUAUAAGCGCAAAAUAAUUUGCAACCAAUCUGGAAAUGACACGCGUUAUAAUUAUUUUAUUAUUCCAGUAAGAAAGAAAUUCUUUCGUCUUAAUUUUUUUGGUACAAUGUAUAUAUCAAUUUCCAGUUGAGGCACAGAUUCUGACAGUAAGACUAGAUUGCUAUUACAAAAUAUAAGAGUUAUGUACUGCCAUUUUAUUGCUAAAAUAUCAUAACUCUAUAGAAAUAUGCAAAGUACAGUCUUGAUUGUAGAUAUAUCGUGAAAAUAGAUUACAAAUUAUCAUAGUUUUAAUGCAUAUCGAUAAUUGAGUGAUCUAAGAAUUAAACAUAUAAAGUUAUUAUGCAUUGCAGUUAUUAGUUAUCACUAAACAAUCUGCACUGAAUAUAAGUACAAGAGAACAGAUAUAUAAAUUUGCUUGAAAAAAAAUCUAGUUUUUAUUAUCAAAAUCUUAGUGCCAAAUAUAUACAAAUAAUAAAGGGUACUUAGUUUUGUCUUUUAAACGUGCGUGUCAUUUAUCUAAAAAUGAUAAUUCACAAAAUUCCACAUUUUUGGAGUACAUUAAUUAAAUAUGAAUUAUUAAAACCACUUGCAAAAAAAUAUUAGUAACAAUCUCGUAUAAAUGAAACUAUAAAAAUAUUUGCAAUUGGACACUCAUAUUGGAAAUAAAUUAAUGUCAAAUACUGUUAUUUGUAGAAUGUUAGUGAAUAGGUAAAUAGUAAUUAUUUAUGGAAAAGGACAAUGCAAAAUUUAAUCAAAAGAAAUGCAUUGCUUCGAGUGUAUCUAUAUGUGACUCAUUGUAAAAUAUCAACAUUAUUACUCUUGACUAGACAUUAUCAAUUAUAAUAAGCAUAUUUUUUA